Molecule: messenger RNA, 558 nt
Organism: Oppiella nova
Lineage: Eukaryota; Metazoa; Arthropoda; Arachnida; Sarcoptiformes; Oppiidae
Source: the annotation of a GenBank genome assembly
UGUUUAUUUCAUGGAUUGAGUGGUGAGUUAGCCUGAGAUAUGGACUCAAAUGCAGUGAUCAGUCAAUUGAAAGAUCAUAUCAUUACCAGUGAUUUGACACUCAAGACACUCAUCAAAGACAUAUUAGACUGCAAUACAACUGAUGGCGACUUAAAUUACUUGAUCUCAUGUGUCUCACAACGGAUCCGUGUCUACAAGAAGUCUAUCGAUGAUUUGGUGAAUACAUCGAAAGAGGUGUCAAAUGCAUCGACGAAGAAGUCGUUGGACGCAGAAAUCGAUGGCUUCCGCAACCAAUUGGAGGCAAACUCUAUAGCCCUGAGGAAAGCGAUCGCUUCCAGUCAGAAGUCCAUCACUACGAAGACAAGGGAACAGCUGUUUGGCACUGACUCUCAACAGACAGCUCUUAGACAGAGGAAUGGGUCGACAGUUAACAAUGAGGUGUUGGCCACCAAAUCGACGGCCAUUACGGAUAACCUGAAGACAGUGAGCCGUCUGUUGGCCUCUCAGGUGACCCAAAGUGAGCACACUUUGCAAACCCUGAUCGGCUCGUCAGCCACU